AUGGUUCACCAAGUGAUACCUGGUGCUAUAAAUAGAGAUGAAUAUGCUCAUGAUAUUGGAUCAGUUGAAGGAUUUGUUUUUCUUGCAUGUGCUGUAGGUUGCGAUAUAGUCAUAUUGGAUGCGGAACUAUCUCGAAUUCAGUUAUUACAAUCAAUACCAAAUGAACAGAAUAUGUCUCCUAAGAUAAGCUGCUGCUAUGAUUCAGGAAAAAUAGCUAUAGCGUAUGGUGCUUCAAUCAAAAUAUUUGAACCAACCACUGAUACUCCUAGUGAUGGGUCUCAUGAACAUAACUUUCCUUACAAAUGGGCUAAAGUAGAAGAAAUACCUACUCCUCAAAUAAUAGAUGCUAUAUUAUGGAGUUUAGAAGGUCUUCGACUUCUGGUUGUUCAACAGAAAUCGCUAUCCCUCUAUCAGCAUGGAAGUGUUCACAUUAAUACUAAAGAGCAGGAUGUCAAAAAAUGUGACUGGUCCAUAGUUUGGCAAAACACCUUGGCUCAGCCUAUAAAGCAUGUUCGAUAUAGUCCAGAUGGAGUUUUCUUGGCAGUUGCAAGCGAAAACGAUUUUGCUGUUCGUUUGUUCUAUCAAGAAUUUGCUGAGCACAAGUCACUUGUAUUCAACUAUAUCUUACUUCACCAUCCUGCACCUGUUACUGGGUUCCAAUGGCGUAAAACAGGCCGAUUCAUUCCAAGAAAAUCAAUAACAUCUGCUUUAAUAACAUGGUGCAAGGACAACACAUCUCGCAUAUGGAGAGAAACUCAUACUACAGAGCUUGCAGCCAUUGAAGUUUCAGGUGACGGAGGUGAACCUUUUUGGGAGCACUCAAGAUCACGAAAAUUUCUUGGUAGAGAAGUACAUUUGAAAAAGACUACUAGCAGAAUUGUGAGCAAAUUCAAGAAAAUAAUGACAGAGAAAAAGCGAAAGCAUAAAGAUCGUGUUGGGGACAUCAACACAAUCCGUCCUUCCCUCUCUCUUAUGGCCGUCUAUCCAAUUACGCACCAUUCACAAGGAACAGUUCAAUUUCAUCUGGCAGCCACUAUUAACGCUGACAUUAAUAUCCCUAUGAGUUCAUCAUGCAGAACAAAUGAAAAUGCCACUAUUGGGCCUCUGCACGUUCAUUGGCUUAAUAACAAAGAGUUAUCAUUCAAUUUGGAGUCAGAAAGACUGCUGAUAGAUGCUUUAAUGAAAGACAUGAAUCACGCUAAAAAUGUAUCGACAGAUUCAAAUCACAGUGAUAACUCUGAUAGAGAAGACCAUGGUUCUUGUUAUAAGUUGGAAACAGAGUCGAAAGGAAAAGAGCGUAAUGGAAAUGUGGAUAUGACAGCUCAAAAUAUUCUUGAUACGAAUAUUGAAAUGCUUUUAUCACAAUGGGAGAAAACGUCUGAUGUUCUCUAUGCUAUAUCACCGCAAGAUGGAAGUUUAAUACUAUGGACGAUUGAUUGGUUGGACAACUGCAAUCGCCAGCCUAACGCUGCCUUCUGCUCUCAGAUUCCAGCGUUGUUCACUAUGAUGGAUUCUAAAACGUUGAGACCCACAUUGAGUACAUUCUGCGCUUAUGAGCCAUUAUAUCAAUGCUUGUUAAGACAUGACUCAGAUUUGAAAGAGACAAAUAUGGAACAGUUUGUCGAAUAUCAGAACAGACAUCACAGCUUAUACUUAUUGAGUAGUCAUGACAAUGGAUCACUAAACUUGUGGGACCUGAAAUUAGAUCAGGAUAGCAAUUUCAGUGGAGUAUUGAAUGUGAGCCACUUAGCUCGCAUGUGUGGACAUAAGAAUGAUAUCAGAAAAAUUCUUCCGCAUCCUAUACUUCCUCUCGUGAUUACUUCUUCACAUAAUGAAGUACCUUUAGAAGAUCACGAAGCUGAUAAGAUGAGCAAAAACUCUGAGGCUGUUAUUUGGAAAUCACAACCUGUUGGACCUUUACAAAAAAAGGGUGGAAUCGAUGAAGUUGCUCGGAUUCAGAUGGAUACUUCGAGAGCUCUGAAUCAUUUUUGCUGGUUAAAGCCUGAUGCAUUUCUAAGUACUGAAGUGCAUACAGAUGAAUGCGGUGAACCAUGGCCUUGUUUCUUAACAAAUGUAGAACAAGAUCUUGUCUUCUAUCAAGUGAAGAUAUCGAACAAGGAAAAGGAAAUUUCAGUCAGUGAUGACAGAAAUAUCAAAGAAGUUGGCCGAAUCCACAAUGCUCUUAAGGAAGAAUCACAAGUGAAAUUUCUUCACAUAUACAAUGCUGCUCACAUCAUGCAUGUGAUUGAUGAGGAAGAUCUCAUGAGCACAGCAAGAAAAUACUACCUUUGCAUAAUUGAUGAAAUAAAAGGCCGUAACAGAGUUGUCUUCCAUGGAUUAAAUUUCUCACACGUCAACAAGCAACUUGUAGUUAACUGUGAACAUAUUUCCACGCAACUGCUCGAGCUUCCCAGCAAUGUCAAAAUUUGCCAAACUGUAACAUCGUUAGGGAUGUCGUCAAUGGAAUGCGUUCUACCCGUUUGUUCCGUUCCCUACCACUUCAUUACAAGUGUUUCAAACACACAAUUGCUGUUUUGGAAAAUUGAAGAGAAUUCAGACAAAAAAGUUAGUGUUAAGGAAUGGAAAACAUUGACCAACAAGAAAAGCAGUUCUUUGCAAUCUCCAGGACGAAUAAUUGGUUUAUGUGCUGCACAUCAUUCUCUGAUUGCGUUGGCUUACGUUAAUUCAAACGAUGAAAUUGUGUGCGAGGUAUAUGAAUGUGAGUCUUCUGGAGGAAUCGCUUGGGUUAAAGAGGAUACGUUUAUUCCCGAUCCUGAUGAAACUGAUCAUAGAGUUUCUUUGUCAUGGAUUUCUUCGGAAGAAGGUCGUUUCAUGCUCAUGAUAACAACCCAGGAUAAUAUACACGUAUACACGAAAGUUUCACCAGAUGCUGUUCAGAAAAAUGUUUCUUUAAUGAAAGAAAAAGAUUUUUCGUUGAGACGUCUCUCGGUGCGUAGUGAAACAUCUAGCAAUGAACGAAACAAUCAGAAUAAAUGGUACUGCAUUCGAAUGUUGAAACUUAGCAAUGAGAAAGGAGUUUCUCUACCAAAUGUUGCUAGUUAUACUAAAGAUGGUCUGUUAUUGGUUGGUAGAAAUCGCGAGUUGAAUGUUUUCAACCAAUGGGAACUUGAAAGAUACAGCACAAUAGAUUUGAAACUGGAAGCGGAAUCUUCGUCGCACAAAUCUCAGAACUUACCUCGGUCAACUUCACAAAACAUGUUUACAAACUGGCUUCUCACUAAGAAUUCGUUCGACAGUAACGUUGUUGAUGGACUGUAUGAUGCUUCAUACUUGUCUUCUCCUUGUUUACCGCAAUAUCAUCCUAAGCAGUUAACUGCACUGCUCAAUGCAGGCAAAACUAAAAGAGUUAAAGCUAUACUUUUGAAUGUAUUGAAAUCACUUAAGUUGCACGAAUCUUCUCAUACCACUGGACGUAAACCCUCUAUGAAGCGAAGAAUGAGCAUUGACCCCGAAAAUGUUGCUGAUGAAUUCUUACAAGAAAACACAGCGGAGUCAGCGGAGUACUAUGAAUUCAAAAACUUCAGCCCUGUUCCAAUUUAUGCUUUAAUGAAUGUGGAUCAACUAUCAACCAAACCAGCAGGAAAAGAGAAGAACAAGGCUUCAAAGGAUGAUUUUGGAUUUGAUGAUGAUAUUUCUGAUUUGUCUAGUUUGAGUGAUUUCGAUUACAAAGAUGAAGAUGAGAACAAAUUCGAAAUGCCUCCUCACAAUCUUUUCCAUGACCCUGACGAUGAAGAGGAGUAUUCUGUAGGUUUCACAACAGAGCACAAUAGACGUCUAACUGAACUUCUCACUCAUAUUCAUUUGCCUGGGUUAUCUUCAGUUGAUCAAAUGCACAUGCUGGCUAUAGCAGAUACUCUGAGUCAUUUUUCGGGAGAUGUUAUGGAUAAGCUUAAUUCCGGUACAGUUGCUAACGUGGUUGGAACGAUGGGUGGAACCGUACUAGCUCAAUCAGACUAUACAACAACAGCGAACGGAAUCGAAACCGUCGAUGAAUGCGGAUUGAGAUACAUGAUGGCUAUUAAACAGUAUGAAUACUUAGUUAUCUGUUUACCACCAAAGCAGAAACUUGAUUUGAUAAAGCAAGGCUUAUCACCCUCUCAUGUUAUAUGGGCUCUACAUUCUGAGACUGAGUUAGAAAUCCUACAAGCUACACCAGCAUGGACGAAAGCAAAUUCUACAUGGGAAGAUAUGAGAUCCAUGGGCAUCGCUUGGUGGCUGAAAAGUCCAGCCACUCUGAAAACAUGUUUCGAGAAGUUGGCUAAAGCUGCAUUCCAACAAAACCAAGAUCCCAUGGAUGCGUCAUUGUUCUAUUUGGCUCUCAGAAAGAAAAACAUACUAACACAUCUCUUUAAAACGUCACGUAAUACUACUAUGCAGCAAUUCUUCAACAAUGACUUUGAUAAUGAGCAUUGGCAGAAGGUCGCUAACAAGAAUGCUUUCGUUCUCAUGAGUAAACAACGUUUCCGUCAUGCCGCAGCAUUUUUCUUGUUGAGUGGUAGCUUAAAGGAUGCUGUUCAGAUUCUAUUGAGCAAAUGCAAUGAUAUUCAACUUGCGAUGGUUGUCGUUCGAGUAUAUGAGACUGACUUAGAGAAGCAAGCUAGUUUAUUGAAAGAGAUGCUAUGCAGAGAAGUGUUGAAUAUAACAGUCGAAGACUUCAAUGCGGCUAGGUUGGAUCCUGAAACUUCAGAAGAAGUUACUCAUACUUCCGAUCCAUUUGAGAGAUCUAUGGCGUAUUGGAUACUGAAAGAUUAUUCGCGCGCAGCAAGUACACUGUUAGAUGUAACGAACAACUGCACAGACCAUCGAUACAUAUCUGAUAUCUUCAAUUUCUAUUCAUAUUUGAGGAAACACCCUAUGGUUGUUAGACAACGUCUAACAGAUAAUGGAGCACAAAUUGGAUCUAUCGAAAAGUUCAUUGCAGUCGGUAGAAACUUAGAAAGCGUCGUUUUACCCCAAGAACGACGAUUGUUCUUCCAAACUGCUGCUAAACAUCUUGCUUGUGGUUGUCCGAUGCUGGCUUUAGAAGUUCUAAGUAGACUUCCACCUUACUUAACUGUGAUUGAAGCAGCUGCAGGCCGACGUUCUUUCUGUAUCUCUUUAGACGAAGAGACCAAUCUAUUAGACCAUGAAAUAAAGAAGAAUGAUCAAGAGAGAGGGCCAUUUGAUUCUAGUGCACAGUACCUCAAGAUGGUCUCUUGCUUGCGGAUAUUGUUUGAGGAGUUCUCAUCAGUCAUGAACAAGUUUAGUAUCGAAGAGAGCAGUAUGAGCAAGGAGUUUGGUGAGUGGUUUGAGAAGGAAGUAAAUGUCUUGAAAGAAAUAUGCACUACAAAAGAAUCGUACCACUUCGAUAUUCGUAGUAUUCUGUUAAGAUGCUUCUAUUUAUUCUCUAGCCUUCACUCAACUGAUGAUUUAGCUUUGAGCUCCGCAUUGACUGAGCUUUCAAUCUUACUAAAAAGAUAUGAGACUGAUGAACCUUCAUUAGUGAACAUGUCUGUGAUUUCUAGCCUUUGUGUACCUUCUCCAGCUGAGAUGAUUCAAAAGCGGUCAACUGAGUUAUUGAUGGCCUUAUCUGAAAUCAAGCUUGUUCCUACCGAUUCCAAAGAUCUAUCAAAAUGUUAUGCUAUGUUCAAGCAAGGCCAAGCACUGUCUUCUUGCAUUUAUCAAACUUUAGGAAGCAUAACCGAAGAUUCCAUCGAAUCAGUGUUUAAUAUUGUUUAUGAAACCGAUUGUAACACAGGAAAUGAUACCAUCACUCAACUGAAAAAUUACAAACCGAAUGAAAUGCUAAUUGAAAGCUUCAUGGCCGUCAGCAUGUCUUUGUUUGCUUUCUCGUUAGCGACUCAUAAUACCCGUUGGCUAUAUCGUCUUGCAACACAAACAAUAUCUCGUCCAAUAUUCAUAGCAUUGUUUGGAGAUGUUCUAUCUGGGAUGUGGAUGCCACCCACUCAAUCGAUUCUUCAGUUCUUCGCGGAGAAGGGGGCUCCGGAUGGUGUUGACACAAAUACUAUUGACUAUGACUCAGAAGCUGAAGAGGAUGACUUGGAUGAAACGGAGAGAGAACUCAACAAAAUUACAAGUCCAGCAAAGCCAUCCUAUGCUUGGCAUCUCAUGAGGCUCGGGCUUUUCGAACAACAGAAAUACAUUUUGAAACAACUUGGUCCAUUACUAAACUAUGAAAUCAAAUCACUUUCUGGCCCAAUCAGUUCUGUUUUCCAGCUUUUAGAUUCAUGGUCUUUACAGACAAGACAAAACUUAAUAUCCAAUCAAGAAUCACCUGAGGAUAUUAUGAAAGACGUCGUUUCUAGCUUAAUGAAGACAGAUUUCGCCAAAAAGUAUGCUUUCAUUGUGCAAAGCAUGUCGAACGACAUAUAUGAUGUGGAUUUAUGGCCUAUUGCUUCGGAUAAGAGAAUGUGGCAGUUCCUAAUUCGUUUACCCCAUUUGCAAUCUCUUCUUUUCCCUCACAUUUUCACUUCUCAAUCUUUGAAGGAUGAACCAGAUGAUUCCUCGGACAACAUUGGAUCUACUUGUGGAUAUGGGCACUCAAAUGAAGUGACAACUCCUUUUAAAAUAGUUCACAGAGACAAUGAUUCCAUUGUUUCAUUUGCUUCAAGCCAUAUUAAGUCUGGGCUAUUAGUUCUGUCGAACGGUAAAGAGCUGCAGGAAAUGGAUGUCAGCAGAGCUCUACACUUCUAUGCAGGACCAACAAUUAAUAAUAAUAACAAAUUGCAUGUCUACGAUAUUGAACAUGCUGAAGCUGUUACUGAAUUUUUAACCGACGAUUAUCAUCUUGAGUUUGAGAACACAAAGAUUAAUUUAGAGCAUUCUGUUAGCAUGCAAAAAGUUAAAUGGAGCCCUUCGCAUACUCAAUGCAAGCUGCCUAGAAAACCUUCUAAUGGUGUUCGACGUUUGGAUUCUCAUCCGUCAGAGUCGAUUUAUGCUAGUGGUGCUAACGAUGGAUCUAUUCGCGUUUGGGAAUGGGGUGUUAAACAGCCAGUUGUUACAGCACGUGUAGCUGGGCAAUAUGCGAGAGUUGCUAAAGUGUCGUUCUCUCAAAAUGGAAACAAAUUAGCUGCUGUAGACGGUGACGGACUGCUUUGUUUAUGGCAAAUAACACAAUCGGAUAGUACCCGUAAACCAUUCUUCAGUCAACGAUGUAAUAACAAGUAUGCAACAGAUGUCCGCUUUCUUGGUCCAAGUUCAUCUGUUCUUUUGACUGCUGGAAACUCUACUGGAGAUUACAACAUUGCCAUAUGGGAUACUUUGUUGCCGCAGAACAGAGCGCUGGUUUCUUCUUGGGCUGCUCAUCCAGAUGGUGCAACCUGUGCAUCUUUCUUAACCACCCAACAAACAAUCAUAUCUGGUGGUAAGCAUGGUGAAGUGUGCUUUUGGGAUGUUCGUCAAAGAUCAUUGAGAACAUCAAUGAGAACGUUCGAUGUUAACACAACAAUAACUUCUUUGGUUGUUGAUAAUGACGAGGAGUUUGUGGUUGCUGGCUCAAGUGAUGGCGACAUCAAAAUUUGGUCACUAGAUUCAACCCCUCAACUUCUGUUUGAAAUUCCAGCUGAAAGUGCAAACAAGCAAGUUUUCUCUUUCCGGACAGGCGGUCAGUCUUCCGGCCAAGGAAUCGUGCAGCUUUACUUAGAAAGCAAAGUACGCUUGUUCGCUUGUGGUAGCGAUGGUGUACUACGAAUUCAUUCCCUUCCUGUUGUGAGCACUCCAUGA
Molecule: messenger RNA, 7743 nt
Organism: Auanema sp. JU1783
Lineage: Eukaryota; Metazoa; Nematoda; Chromadorea; Rhabditida; Rhabditidae
Source: the annotation of a GenBank genome assembly